Zootoca vivipara (common lizard) is the source of this 837-nucleotide messenger RNA. RefSeq names its product myelin protein zero-like protein 1. Gene Ontology annotation, cellular component: cell surface; plasma membrane; focal adhesion. NCBI's taxonomy places the organism in Eukaryota, Metazoa, Chordata, Lepidosauria, Squamata, Lacertidae. The record is from RefSeq and is a predicted model, not a curated record.
ACUUGAGACUGCUUCGCCCUGACAGCAGCUCCCCUGGACUCGGCCGCGUUCCUUCCCAGCCUCCUGCCCCUCACGGCCCGCAACAAUGGCUGUGAGGUGGGAGUGGGCGUCACAAUGGGCGAGAAAAUGUGGGCAGAGGCAGAAAGAUGGGCGCCGUGUCCACGACGGCAGCAGGCGGCGCUCCGGGGAAGCGCAAGAGCUUUGCCGCCCGCGAUCCUGGACUAUGGUUGGCGGUGGCUUUCGUUCUGGGCCCGUGGACGCGGAUGGCAUCUUGUUCUUUAACAAUCGAUAUCACAGCUAAUGAAGAAGUGUCCUCACCAACACAACUCAUUGUGGGGAUUGGGGCAGAUGUAAUGCUUCCAUGCACAUUCAGGUCAUCAGAGGAAAUCACCAGUGCAACAUCUGUUACGUGGAGCUUUCAACCAGAGGGAUCAAAGGCUCGUCCCAUACCAUUUUUCUAUUACUCAAACGGGAGGGAAUAUAAUGGAAAGAAUACACAAUUCAACGGCCGAAGUACCUGGGCUGGAGAUUUUUAUGCAAAGGAUGCUUCUAUCAAGGUAGCAAACAUGCAACCUAUAGACAAUGGGACUUACUUCUGUGAUGUUAAGAACCCACCAGACAUAGUCACUGAGCCAGAGCAAGUUGGAGUUAGAGUUUUGGAGUUAGAGAAAAUAUUGGGCCCUGGAAGAGCAGCACCAACCCCUGCAAGUACCACAACUGCAAUGGCAACCACAGCCUCUGGAAACAUUUCACUUAAUGGAGUAUCAUUUUGGCUACUUGUCCUUCAAUUCUGCUGCAUUCUAGCAUCUUUUCAGAGCUAUUUGUUCUGAAAAUAAA